Molecule: messenger RNA, 1560 nt
Organism: Oldenlandia corymbosa var. corymbosa
Lineage: Eukaryota; Viridiplantae; Streptophyta; Magnoliopsida; Gentianales; Rubiaceae
Source: the annotation of a GenBank genome assembly
AUGCCUUCUUCAAUCAUUUCUGUAUUAUUUUUGGCUCUAUUUGUUGGGAGUUCGAAUUCAUCUCCUGCUCCAAUCGGAUCUUCUUCUUUUUCUCGGAGAUCGAUUCUCCGGGAUAUUAGCACGGAUGAGAUUAAAGGCGAUUAUGGCGUGGAAUUGAACGUUACUAAUUUCGAUGAGGUUCUUAGAGAAACUCCGGCUACUUAUGCGAUCGUUGAGUUCUUCGCCCACUGGUGUCCUGCCUGUAGAAAUUACAAGCAUCAUUAUGAAAAAGUUGCCAGGCUUUUUAAUGGAGCAGAUGCUGUUCAUCCGGGGCAUGUAUUGAUGACAAGGGUUGACUGUGCUUUGAAGAUAAACACAGAACUUUGCGAUAAGUUUUCUGUAUCACACUACCCUAUGCUCUUUUGGGGCAAACCCUCAAAGUUUGUUGGUGGUAGCUGGUCACCUAAUCAGGAAAAUAGUGAAAUUCGUCAAAUUGAUGACGGGAGGACAGCCGAACGCCUGCUAAAUUGGAUAAAUAAGCAACUUGGGAGUUCAUAUGGCUUGGACGACGAGAAGUUCGAAAAUGAGAAUAUUCAAGCCAAUGCAUCAGACGCCGAACAGAUUGCACGGGCUAUAUAUGAUGUGGAGGAAGCAACAUCCACAGCUUUUGAAAUCAUAUUGGAGCACAAGAUGAUAAAAUCAGAAACUCGGGCAUCCUUGAUUAAGUUUCUUCAGCUGAUAGUCGCCCAUCAUCCAUCUAGACGGUGCCGAAAAGGAAGUGCAGAGUUGCUUGUGAACUUUGAUGACUUCUACCCAUCUGAGACAUUGUCAAACAGUAAAGAACAACCUAUUGUUUCUGGCAAAGAGAGUGUUCUUCAUGAUAUCCAUAUUUGCGGAAAAGAGGUUCCUCGCGGAUACUGGAUGUUUUGCCGCGGGAGCAGGAAUGAUACCCGGGGUUUUAGUUGUGGAUUAUGGGUUUUGUUACACUCACUUUCUGUGAGAGUUGACAGUGGGGAAAGCGAGAUGGCAUUUACAGCUACUUGCGACUUCAUCCACAACUUCUUCGUCUGUGAAGAUUGCCGGCAACACUUCUAUGAAAUGUGCUCAAGUGUUUCCAAUCCUAUUAAGAAUACGAGGGACUUUGUUUUGUGGUUGUGGAACGCACAUAACAAAGUCAAUAAGAGGCUUAUGAAAGAUGAAGCAUCUCUUGGAAGUGGUGAUCCGAAAUUUCCUAAAGCUGUAUGGCCCUCGAAACAGCUCUGCCGUUCAUGCUACCGUUCCCAAAAGACUGAUGACGAUGGACAGAUUGAUUGGGAUGAGGACGAGAUUUUCAAGUUCUUGGUCAGCUACUACGGAACUACCCUAGUUUCUCUGUCCAAGGAUAAAGAAGAACUUCUCAAUGAUGUGAGUAACAAAGUUUUAGUGAAGGAUGUGGUAGCGACAACAAAUGCAAUCGUUGUGCCCAUUGGAGCUGCAUUUGCAAUUGCUGUCGCAAGCUGCGGAUUUGGUGGACUCGCAUGGUUCUGGCGGUCGCGGCAAAAGAAUAGAAAGUAUAAACAUCAUCCUUUGAAAUCCAUUUGA